This is a messenger RNA of Triticum turgidum subsp. durum (durum wheat), 255 nucleotides long. NCBI's taxonomy places the organism in Eukaryota, Viridiplantae, Streptophyta, Magnoliopsida, Poales, Poaceae. The record is from the annotation of a GenBank genome assembly.
AUGAGUGCGGCGACGAGUCCGACCAGGGCGAGCUGGAAGAGGAGGCCCAGGAGCUCGCCGCCCCUCAUGGUGAGGGCGCGCCCGACUUGGAUGGUGGCCGCCAAGGCCAACACCAAUGAGGAUGUCGUCCUGGAGUUUGUCGGGGACCUCAUCCCAUUUGACAAGGCGCGUGCCACUACGAGCGCGUCCCCAUGGAUGGCGGGAGGUGGAGGGUGGUUUGUGCAGGAUGGGGAGGUGGGAGAAGAAGAACUCUGA